AUGAAUUUCGAGGCCGAGGAAUUAGAAGACACCAGUGAAAGUGGAAAGCUGAUGUACGUGUUGGCGGAACAAGAGCAGACUGAUCUUCAGAGGGAUUUUGAUCGAGCAACAACAUUUAUGACUUCAGUGGCUGGGAAUCUUGGCAGUACCAAGCUUUUAUAUUUCUAUGCAAGAUUCAAGCAGGCAACAGUUGGAAAAUGCAACAUAUGCAGGCCUGGUAUGUUCAAUUUUCAAGGGAAACAAAAAUGGGAUGCAUGGAAUGCCUUGAAGGAUAUUAGCAGAGAACAGGCCAUGAUAGAAUACAUUGAAGCAAUGGAUGAAGUUGACCCAGACUGGAGCUCAAAGGCCAUAGGUCAGAAGUCAUCUUCCAGAGGUUUUGGUGUUGGAGUCAGUACCAUGCUGGUCGAAGAAGAAGAGGAAUUGAGUGAUCAGGAGAAAUCCAUUUUUGACUGGUGCAAGGAGGGCGAGGUUGAACAAGUGCGACUUCUUCUAUCCAGUGAGGGCACCAACAUCGAACAAGUGGACGAGGAUGGUUUGACCCUGUUUCAUUGGGCGUGUGACAGAGGUCACCUGGAGGUCGUGACCUUACUCCUGGAGCGAGAGGUCAACGUGAAUGCUCUGGACCAAGAUGCCCAAACCCCACUUCAUUAUGCCUGCACGUGUGAACACCUCCCAAUCAUCGAAGCUUUGGUCAAACAUGGUGGCAACGUGAACGCAAAGGAUGCAGAUGGGAACCUGCCGGCUGACAACACAUACAGGAAAGACAUCCAUCAAUUACUAGCAAUAAGCCGUGAUGUAACAUGAUAUUAGAUCAGGGGGGUGUUCCACAAAGAUCCUAAAAUCCUAACAAUUAUGGAAAGCCUUUAGCAUCCUUUAAAAUAUUUAGUAAAAGUUAUUUUAAAAGGCAUAAAAUUUUGAUUCAAAUCAUUCAUAUUUUCUAUUAUCAUGGGAGAUUUCAUGUUCUUGAUGCGGAAUUUAUGAAGAGGCUAAAAUACUUGAAUUUUUGCUUUUGAAUAUGGUUCAUUUUAGGGCUACUAAUGGCUUUCCGUAAUGUUUAAGUCAAACUUAGAGUUAAGUUUGACUUAGAAUCUUUGUGAAACACCCCCAAGAAUCUUCAGAUGGUGUUGUGUUUUAUUAAUGCUUUCAUAAGUUUAUACACAUGUAAAUAGAAUUACAGUUUUUAAAUAUUAUGUGAAAAAGUGUCUUAUUAUAUGAGUCCCCUAUUUUGUAUUGACAAAGGUCAAAAUAUUUGUGGAUUACAAAGUCAAAUACUUUUUUUGAUAGAUCCAUUGAAACUGGACAUUAAUUGAAAUGUGUUCAGUAACAUGUAUCAAGGUGCUAGCAUGGCAAUUGAGAGGAUGAUUGGAAGAAUCAAUAUGACAGAUUCACAAUCCACAGCGCCACCUAGUGACAACCCAUGUUUAGUCAAUUUUGAGUGAUGCAUCAUGGGAAAGGUCGCCUAAAAUGUCAGCUGUGGCAUUGUAGUAGAUAAAGGGAAUUAAUUUUGGUGGGGAAAGUUCUUUGUCCUAAAUCACU
This is a messenger RNA of Strongylocentrotus purpuratus (purple sea urchin), 1536 nucleotides long. Its product is annotated as acyl-CoA-binding domain-containing protein 6-like. The record is from RefSeq and is a predicted model, not a curated record. The transcript has 5 exons. Lineage: Eukaryota; Metazoa; Echinodermata; Echinoidea; Camarodonta; Strongylocentrotidae. Gene Ontology annotation, molecular function: fatty-acyl-CoA binding; protein binding. The coding region runs from base 1 to 804 and encodes 267 amino acids.